Molecule: messenger RNA, 1667 nt
Organism: Microplitis mediator
Lineage: Eukaryota; Metazoa; Arthropoda; Insecta; Hymenoptera; Braconidae
Gene: Fibp
Product: acidic fibroblast growth factor intracellular-binding protein
Exons: 6
Coding region: 301-1377 (358 amino acids)
Cellular component (GO): nucleus
Source: RefSeq, a predicted model, not a curated record
UUUAGACCAAAGACAAAACACUAUUCCGAAUACUCGAAUGUCGUUUUCUCGCUACUUGCUAACCUCACAAUAACGAUUACGAGUAUAUGUAUGUUUAUUUAUAUUUCGUGUAGUUCUAUUAUUAAGAAGCGUAUUACGUAUGUGUAAAAUCUACUUCAGCUAAUUAAUUUAGUCCAUAAAGCAAAUUCGACCAUCAAAAAAUUUGUGUGGUUACGACUUUCUGUUUACUAAAAUAAAUAAUCAACAAUAAGAUUUUUCGUACUGAACUUUCGUACUUUUUUGUAAGUGGAAAAAAUAAAAAUGUUAUCUGAAGUUGACGUCUUCAUUAGCAACUACACACUCGUGGAUCCUGAAGUUUAUCAACUUUGGGUUGAUGGCUACUCUUCCACUGAUGCUGUCAAUCUUCUAAACCAACGGGGAAUAUGUCAACAAAUAAAGGCUUCGAUGGAUCUUAUAGCAUCUGAUAUAUUAGAUCAUUACCGAACUUAUUCACUUCUUGAAAGAUUGAUCCAUACGCCAACAAAAUUAGCCAGUGAACAACUGGCAUUCCAAAUCGAACCACAAACUAGUCGAAUGUUGAUAGAAAUGUAUUAUGAAUUUGAUGAUUCUGUGGUACGUGAAAUAUUGGGUAAAAAACUGACUUCGAAAAGUAGAAAAGAUUUAGAUGAAGUUGCUGAAAAAACGGGAAUUACAUUAAAAAGUUGUCGAAGACAAUACGACAAUGUGAAAAGAAUUUUCAAAGCUGUAGAAGAUUUACCUGGUUCUCUAGUCACUAAUAUAAAACAACAUUUUUUGCUUCCUGAUGAUUUGGCCAAACGAUAUGCAGCCGUAGUAUUUAUAGCCUGUUUGAGAUUUGAAAUGAGCAAACGGAAACUACAAUUCUUAACAUUCUCUGACUUUCAUCAUUGUGCAAAUGUCAUGAUGUCGUCGUGGACUUACCGUUACACAGGUUCAGAAUAUUUUGAUACAGAUUUAGACAGAGAGUUUCUCGUUGAACUGUCAGAAUGCCGAAUUCUGUUGGAAAAUGAUAAACACCACAAAUAUUUGGUAUGCAUGAAAUUAAAGCCAACACUUUUGGAACGGAUGUUUCAAGAGCUGGACUUGAAUUUUCGUUCUUAUUCCCGAGCACUAUUGGGAAUCGGUUGUAAUUUACAUCGUUCAAGAGAACUAAGAUUUUUUUUUCUCGAAUUAGUUGAGCGAUGCAUCGAGCCAUGGCGACAAGUUAAUUGGUCGCAUACUGAUUUGAAGAAUUUUUUGAAUGCCUACAGCCAAUGUGCGCUUGAUAUGGAUGUUUUGAGGGAAGGAACUUUAAGGGAUGCAUUCGAGCGAUACAUGAAAGUUGUUACGAGUUGUUUAUUACGAAUGUAUCACACAUGACGACUAAUAUACGUCUGUAAUAUAGACGUAAUUACCGUACAUCAAGAGGACGAAGAGAAAGAAGAUGAAGAAAGUCGAUAAAUAAUUUAUAUUACAAUUUAUUUCCUAAUUUUUUUUGUUUUUUUUUUUUUUCUGUAAUAAAUAAUCAAUAACGUAUGGCAGAGUUUCAUAUGCUUCGUCUAUGCCAUAAUCAGUAUUCACAAAACUACAUCUAUAUAUUAUUGAAGUUUUUUUUUCAUCAUAUAUUUUAAAUUGUGAGCUUCACAUAUUUUUUUUUUUUGCUGUUAAAU